Chara braunii is the source of this 1607-nucleotide messenger RNA. The record is from the annotation of a GenBank genome assembly. NCBI's taxonomy places the organism in Eukaryota, Viridiplantae, Streptophyta, Charophyceae, Charales, Characeae.
CAUGAUGAAAACACAGUUGAAUCAAAUGGAUAGCAACAUAAACCACAAAAUGACCUGCAAAAGAUAAACCAUUUACAAUACGCUGCACGGCACCCAAAGCUGCCAUGAGAUACUAUGUCAGCUGUUCAGCAACGAUGCUUGACAAACCUCCCAAAGGAUUUUUAUUGAGAACGAAUGCACACACCUUCAGGAACCUUGCGUCCAGAAUCUACCAGAGACAACAAACGAGCCAUCUACCUUGGGGAGUCUAUAGCACUCUCACAAAGCCUCGCCCUAGCUUAAAAAUGAACAACGCCUUUCCUGAUUGUGCACAAACACAUGUCAAUCACCUUUGAUUCACUGUGAAUGUGAAGCUUGCACCACGACUCCCGGCUCCUUGUCAUCUCAUACCUACACUAACUAGGCAGUUGCUCAACCCCAUUCUGGUGACCAGUCGCCAAAACAGCACGCCAGUGAAACACAUUCAGCCUUCGAGUUGUCACUGAAAAUGGAUUGGCAGUGGGUCUAGCCGUGGACCACAUACACGUUGGGAACUAAUACUGACUAAACUUCUGCUACCAAUCUCCGGCACCUAAUUAGGCAGAGAUCACCCACACCGGAGUCAGAUACACAGCACUGCACACCACAGAAGCAAGCAUGGAGCUUGAUCAGAAUGUACAACUUAUUAGGACAGUUUCUGCCUUUCGCCCACAGGUGCUGCCACCCGUGCAUUGCACAUACCACACCGACAAAACUUGGCAGCAAGGAGAGCGUUAGAGCAAGGACAAGGAUAAGAUGCAGAAAAAGCAGGCGCCAGAGAAAAGGCACGAAGGAGAACAAGCAAGACAGACAUGGAAACUCAAAGAACAUAACCGCGUCACAGCAGGACUGGAAGAAGACCGGAAAAAGGAAGAUAUAGGCAAACCCUCCCUUCGCUCAAUCAUUACCACAGCAAGGAGAGCGUUCGAAAAAGGACGAGGAUAAGAGGCAGAAAAAGCAGGCGCCAGAGAAAAGGCACGAAGGAGAACAAGCACGACAGACACGGAAACUCAAAGAACAUAACCGCGUCACAGCAGGACUGGAAGAAGGCAGGAAAAAGGAAGAUAUAGGCAAACCCUCACUUCUCUCAACCAUUACCACAAACCAACAAAAUUCGGCAGCCAGGAGAGUGUUACAACAGAGAUAACAGACCGAAAAAGCAGGCGCCAGACAAAAGGCGCGAAGGAGAACAAGCAACACAGACAUGGAAACUUAAAGAACAUAACCGCAUCACAGCAGGACGGAAGACGACAGGAAAAGGAAGAUAAACGCCAACCCUCCCUUCUCUCAGUCAUUACCACAAUGCUUACGUCGGCACCAUCAAUGGUUAGGCAAGUUGCUGUGAACGUGCUCAAGUGGACAAGUAUCCCAAACAAGAAACCAGGAAUACUGCACUUAACAGGACACAGCAAACAGGGAACCCAGAAAAAUGGCGAACAACCACCAGGAGGAGGAGGAAGCGAAAGGCGGGAAGGGGGAGGGAGGGCAUGGAGAAAAGUUAGGAAAAGUUAGGAAAGGGUCUUAGCAGAACUCGGUGAAAAUGAUUCAGGAAACAUUGCAUACACACAAAACAAACAUAUCCACAUCUC